Closterium sp. NIES-65 is the source of this 270-nucleotide messenger RNA. Lineage: Eukaryota; Viridiplantae; Streptophyta; Zygnematophyceae; Desmidiales; Closteriaceae. The record is from the annotation of a GenBank genome assembly.
AUGUGCAUCGAGGGGACCACGUGCGACAACACGCGCCUGCUUGGGCACGCUAUUGAGGAGGAGGAGGAGGAGGAGGAGGAGGAGGAGGAGGAGGAGGAGGAGGAGGAGGAGGAGGAGGAGGAGGAGGAGGAGGAGGAAGAGGAGGAGGAGGAGGAGGAGGAGGAGGAGGAGGAGGAGGAGGAGGAGGAGGAGGAGAUGAUGCAUGCAAAGGGCAUCAGAGAGGUGGCCAUGGCAACCGGCCUGGAGGAAGCCAUGACGGAGGGGGGCUAG